ACUGGAGCGUCUCCUGCUCGCGCACGCCAGAAGCAGCUCGGGGUCUCUCCGCCGCCCCUUGGCCAUGGCCGCUGUGCCGACGGCGCCCGCUCCCCUGCGCUCCAGGGGCCCCCGCCGCUGCAGCCGCAGCCGCCGCAGCUUCUGAGCCCAAGGGGCCGCCGCUGCAGCCGCCGCCGCCGCCGCUCGCCCGCCCGGAUCCCGCCUGCGGCAGUUGCCGCACAACAUGCUACCUGCGGCCGCCCCGGCGGCUCCUGGAACCCCGGUUCGCGGCGAUGCCAGCCACCCCAGCGAAGCCGCCGCAGUUCAGUGCUUGGAUAAUUUGAAAGUACAAUAGUUGGUUUCCCUGUCCACCCGCCCCACUUCGCUUGCCAUCACAGCACGCCUAUCGGAUGUGAGAGGAGAAGUCCCGCUGCUCGGGCACUGUCUAUAUACGCCUAACACCUACAUAUAUUUUAAAAACAUUAAAUAUAAUUAACAAUCAAAAGAAAGAGGAGAAAGGAAGGGAAGCAUUACUGGGUUACUAUGCACUUGCGACUGAUUUCUUGGCUUUUUAUCAUUUUGAACUUUAUGGAAUACAUCGGCAGCCAAAACGCCUCCCGGGGAAGGCGCCAGCGAAGAAUGCAUCCUAACGUUAGUCAAGGCUGCCAAGGAGGCUGUGCAACAUGCUCAGAUUACAAUGGAUGUUUGUCAUGUAAGCCCAGACUAUUUUUUGCUCUGGAAAGAAUUGGCAUGAAGCAGAUUGGAGUAUGUCUCUCUUCAUGUCCAAGUGGAUAUUAUGGAACUCGAUAUCCAGAUAUAAAUAAGUGUACAAAAUGCAAAGCUGACUGUGAUACCUGUUUCAACAAAAAUUUCUGCACAAAAUGUAAAAGUGGAUUUUACUUACACCUUGGAAAGUGCCUUGACAAUUGCCCAGAAGGGUUGGAAGCCAACAACCAUACUAUGGAGUGUGUCAGUAUUGUGCACUGUGAGGUCAGUGAAUGGAAUCCUUGGAGUCCAUGCACGAAGAAGGGAAAAACAUGUGGCUUCAAAAGAGGGACUGAAACACGGGUCCGAGAAAUAAUACAGCAUCCUUCAGCAAAGGGUAACCUGUGUCCCCCAACAAAUGAGACAAGAAAGUGUACAGUGCAAAGGAAGAAGUGUCAGAAGGGAGAACGAGGAAAAAAAGGAAGGGAGAGGAAAAGAAAAAAACCUAAUAAAGGAGAAAGUAAAGAAGCAAUACCUGACAGCAAAAGUCUGGAAUCCAGCAAAGAAAUCCCAGAGCAACGAGAAAACAAACAGCAGCAGAAGAAGCGAAAAGUCCAAGAUAAACAGAAAUCGGUAUCAGUCAGCACUGUACACUAGAGGGUUCCAUGAGAUUAUUGUAGACUCAUGAUGCUGCUAUCUCAACCAGAUGCCCAGGACAGGUGCUCUAGCCAUUAGGACCACAAAUGGACAUGUCAGUUAUUGCUCUGUCUAAACAACAUUCCCAGUAGUUGCUAUAUUCUUCAUACAAGCAUAGUUAACAACAAAGAGCCAAAAGAUCAAAGAAGGGAUACUUUCAGAUGGUUGUCUUGUGUGCUUCUCUGCAUUUUUAAAAGACAAGACAUUCUUGUACAUAUUAUCAAUAGGCUAUAAGAUGUAACAACGAAAUGAUGACAUCUGGAGAAGAAACAUCUUUUCCUUAUAAAAAUGUGUUUUCAAGCUGUUGUUUUAAGAAGCAAAAGAUAGUUCUGCAAAUUCAAAGAUACAGUAUCCCUUCAAAACAAAUAGGAGUUCAGGGAAGAGAAACAUCCUUCAAAGGACAGUGUUGUUUUGACCGGGAGAUCUAGAGAGUGCUCAGAAUUAGGGCCUGGCAUUUGGAAUCACAGGAUUUAUCAUCACAGAAACAACUGUUUUAAGAUUAGUUCCAUCACUCUCAUCCUGUAUUUUUAUAAGAAACACAAGAGUGCAUACCAGAAUUGAAUAUACCAUAUGGGAUUGGAGAAAGACAAAUGUGGAAGAAAUCAUAGAGCUGGAGACUACUUUUGUGCUUUACAAAACUGUGAAGGAUUGUGGUCACCUGGAACAGGUCUCCAAUCUAUGUUAGCACUAUGUGGCUCAGCCUCUGUUACCCCUUGGAUUAUAUAUCAACCUGUAAACAUGUGCCUGUAACUUACUUCCAAAAACAAAAUCAUACUUAUUAGAAGAAAAUUCUGAUUUUAUAGAAAAAAAAUAGAGCAAGGAGAAUAUAACAUGUUUGCAAAGUCAUGUGUUUUCUUUCUCAAUGAGGGAAAAACAAUUUUAUUACCUGCUUAAUGGUCCACCUGGAACUAAAAGGGAUACUAUUUUCUAACAAGGUAUAUCUAGUAGGGGAGAAAGCCACCACAAUAAAUAUAUUUGUUAAUAGUUUUUCAAGUUUUGUUCACUCUGUUUUAUUGUUUGUUUUAUUGAGAAAUUCUUACUCUUAGAGACUCAUGAAUUAAGAAAGAGAAUUCUGCUAACUCAGAGAACCUGGUUCCUAUGUAAUUCAGAAUAUAUUACAUUUCUCAGUAAUAUUUGUUUUUUGAAUCCACCUUUAUCUGAGCCAAUGGAGAUUUACUUAUAGCGUAUUAGGAGAUAUUUAUUCCAUUUUCUUAUUUUAAUCAACAUUCUAAUUAUAGACACAUGGGCCUCCCUAGCUGAUUUCACUGCUCCCCCUUCAUUGCUUAGAAAUGGGCAUCAUUUCUUGUAUGUCAGAUCCCCCUGCAUCUUCAACAUUUAGUCUUUUCUUCUCCAUAUUUUCUAUCUGUGGAUCUCUUUAGGGGAUUGAAGUCACCCUAGCUGAAGGCCUCACCAGUGUUUCACAGAGGACACAGCCCACCCCUUGCAGGAGGAGGUAUCUCUGAGUGUGCAGCACAGAAUCGCAUGACCCACCUUAACCUUCCUGUUGUCAUGGAAGGAUGCACGGCUGCUCUGUCCACUGUGAUUCCUAGCCCUCUCAAGAUCACUGCUUUCUGAAGAAUUUGCAAUGACUCUGGCUUCUGGCUGCUUAUCUCUGGACACCCGUUCUCCACCAGUUGUACAGUUCAUGUAAUCUACUUGGCUUAAUUGAUUUUCCACUUCUCUCUUCCUCUUCUAAGAUAUAAACAUUUUAAAUGAUUUAUUCCUGUUUCUUAUUCUGGUGUUUCUUUCCUUGUCCCUAUGAGAUAAGUGUCUCAACUCACUAAAUCUAUUCCCAAUGUAUAAAAUAAUUCUAAUUCCAUUUUCAGCUAAAACAUAUAUUACCAAGAAGAAACAAACUUUAUCCUACAGAAUGAUGUUAGGUAGAAAUAUGUCCCCAGGUUUGAGACCUUUCGGAUGAUUUCAUAUACCAUCUUUCUUCUGAGUGUUACCCAGUCAAGUAUAAGUAGCCAAAUUAUUUUUGCACAUCUUUCUGUUUCUCAUGUCUUCAUUUAUUCAACAAGCACUUACUGGGAAGGUCUACACCUGCAUAGGCAAUGCUGGAAAAAGGGUUAAGUAAACCAGGACAUGACAAUGGUGGCAAAUGACUAUCAGGUCUUCCCAUGUGUUUGACUCAAACUUAUUACCCUAUGGUCCUUCUGACAAUGGCAGAAGGUCUGAAUCCUUGAUGCUAAACUUAUAUAAAAGUAGAAUUAUUACAAAGGAAAAAGAAAUAAAAACUAACAUUCAUUUUCAUAUGUUGGAUGAAAUAUAAAUGAAGAAAAAGAUAACAUCAAUUUUAACUGUAAUUCUCCAUCCACCAGUAACAGAUCCUUAAGACAAUAGAAUCAUACAGUAUUCAAACCAGCAGCCUUCUCAAAUUUGAGCAAAAACUCUAUCAACCUCUGGUAAAGUUCCUACACUAGUCACAGAAGGUGUUAACUUUCUACUCUGAUUCUGUCUCCAUAAUGGGGUAAACUGUUGAUAGUUUACCCCAUCAACAGAUGGUCGGUAAAUUAUUGAUUCGAAGAAUCGAGAGAGUGCAGCAACAUAAAUCUGUUAAUGUCUGAUCAAGCUCCUGCCCUGUUCUCCGAAUUCAGCUUCAUAAUUAAGGGAAGGCCUGUUUUCUAUCCUCAGAUUUAGGUUCUAGUAGCAGUUGUGUAACCACUAGUGAGUCACUUAACUCCUCUGGGUCCCCAUUUCUCAUGUGCAACAAGAAAGAGGGGAACUGGAGAUGAUCACUCUAGUUCCAGACAAGGGAACAUUUCACACUUUGUUUACUUCAGGGUGAUGUCCCUGAGUCCUCAUUAGUGACUGCGUCCUUUGGAAGUUAUCCCAACCCUGCUUUUCUCAAAAGUGAAAAUGUAUAGGCUCUCAGAGGAGACAGAUUUAACUCUGCUUCUCUAAUGUUAUUGAAUUAAAAGCUGUUCACAUUAGUGGUUAUUAAAUAUUGAAAUAACACUGGGAAGAAAAAGCAUAUAUAAAUACAGCUAAAAACAAGAAUAGAUAUUCAUUCUCACAAAGGGAGACAGCAAAGAAAAUGGAAAGUGCACUGGUGCUAGCGUUAGACAGCUUGUGUUAAUGUCUCAAUUCUGCUACUAACUGGUUGCAGCUUGUGUGACCUUGGGCACAUUGUAUGAUCUCGCAGAAUAUCAUCCCAAAUCUGCAAAAUGGAAUUGGCAUCAUCUCUUUUGCAAGAUUGUUAUGAGAAUUAAAAGGUUCUUCAUUCAAUAUAAUAAUAAAUAUUUUGUAUAUAAAUGAAUAUCAAUUAAAAGUUAUGACUAAUUCCACAAGUCAAACAUAUAAAUUUUAUUUCUUGAUUCAUGAUAUGUGAUAGUAUUCAUAAAAAUGUACAUGCAUGAUAAUUUCAAGGAAUAAGUAUAUAUGUGAGAAUCAUGGAAAUGAAAUUAAUAAUAUUAACUAGUAAUUAAAUUGUAA
Messenger RNA from Homo sapiens (human), 4815 nucleotides. It is a transcript of the gene RSPO3, whose product is annotated as R-spondin 3. Gene Ontology annotation, biological process: blood vessel remodeling; sprouting angiogenesis; positive regulation of non-canonical Wnt signaling pathway. Gene Ontology annotation, cellular component: non-collagenous component of basement membrane; extracellular region. Gene Ontology annotation, molecular function: frizzled binding; heparin binding; signaling receptor binding. The coding region runs from base 523 to 1341 and encodes 272 amino acids. The record is from RefSeq and is marked reviewed. The transcript is spliced from 5 exons. Lineage: Eukaryota; Metazoa; Chordata; Mammalia; Primates; Hominidae.